AUGCGGCACAAUCGUCGGAGAGUUCGUCCUCGGCAACGCCCCGGACGACAAACCAAAUCCGACAUCGCUAGCAGCGGCAGCGGCAACAACGGUAGCAGCCUCAGCUACAGCUACAGCAGCAGCGGAUGCAUCACCAAACAUGCGCCCUACCCAACUGCGCUCUAUCCUGCAUCCAUCCUACCUCGAUCGAUAGACAUGUGCCGGUCCCGAAACACAGACUCCCAUUCGCGACAGUGUCCACCGAGGCGGGGACAACAGUUGCUCUCCGCCUCGGAGGCAGACCAGCGCCGCAUCUUUGGCGGCGAGAUUGGCGAAAAUAUUAGCCUUUGUUAUCCUAUGCUGAUGGUGGUCAUGGACCUCUUUGGCGACCUUGAUUAUGUGGAUCCCUGA
This is a messenger RNA of Xylona heveae TC161, 390 nucleotides long. RefSeq lists its product as hypothetical. The transcript has a single exon. Lineage: Eukaryota; Fungi; Ascomycota; Xylonomycetes; Xylonales; Xylonaceae. The record is from RefSeq and is a predicted model, not a curated record. The coding region runs from base 1 to 390 and encodes 129 amino acids.